Osmia lignaria (orchard mason bee) is the source of this 8588-nucleotide messenger RNA. NCBI's taxonomy places the organism in Eukaryota, Metazoa, Arthropoda, Insecta, Hymenoptera, Megachilidae. The record is from RefSeq and is a predicted model, not a curated record.
GUCACUUCCAGGCGUGGUACGGUACAAUGUGUGAUAUACGUGUGUUACUGAAAAUGGCCGUAUACGUAGGAGUCCGUCUAGUUUACUAAUUUCACAAAACUUUCUAUGUUUCAUCUAAUACUCCAGAGUGAUUGUUAAAUUUUUGAAAAAUACAUACAGUUUGUGAAAUUGUGUAAAAGAAACAGUUUAAUGGAUUGUCGGUGGUUAUAAACCGAGACGAAGUGUGCCCAUUUCGUUAACGGUGGAUCAUUAAAAGAGAAGCUUUGUUACAAUAAGUGAAAAUAGAAGACUAUUAAUAAUGGGCUUUCUUAUUUAUGUGUACAGUACUAUUUAUUUAAACAAUGUACCUAUCAAUUAGUGAGUAUUCAUUAUAAAUUAUCAAGAUGCGGGAGAGAUUUGGUAUAAUCCCCUGGUGUCAAACGGGGAUUUGAAGAAAAUAUUUUACUUGGAAUAUUUUCUAUUGUAUUAAAAAAUACAUUGAAAUAAUGGAAAAUAUACAAGAUCAUAGUUAAGAGAAAAGAUGAAUUUAUGCAUCUUAUGAUUGUUUUAUAUAACAAUGAAUUAUUUGAUUACUGCAUGAGAUUUAUGUUUAAGUGCAGUAUUAAAAUAGAUUUUUGUAGUUAAUAAUAAGUACUAUAGAGUCUCAUAACAUAAUGUAAUAAAAGCAUAGCUUUUAUACACGCGAACGUAUAUCAAAUAAGUAUUACAAAAAUGUCAUUCUUAUCAAAUCUGAAGAAAGCGUUCCACUUUGGUGGUAACGAUGCAAAGAAAAAGAAGUUGUAUAAUAAUAUUAAAAUGGAUUGUGACCCAGAGGAAUUCUGGGAAAUGAUCGGUGAAUUAGGAGAUGGUGCAUUUGGCAAAGUUUACAAGGCACAGCAUAGGCAAACUCAUCAACUUGCUGCUGCAAAAAUGUGUGCAUUAGAGGGAGAAGAUGAUCUUAGUGAUUUUAUGAUUGAAAUAGAUAUUUUAUCAGAAUGUAAACAUCCAAAUGUUGUUGAAUUACAUGAAGCAUAUUUUAUUGAGGGCAAACUAUGGAUGUUAAUAGAAUAUUGUGACGGCGGUGCUGUUGAUUCCAUAAUGGUUGAAUUACAAAAAGCUUUAACUGAACCACAAAUAGCCUAUAUAUGUCAUCACAUGACCAAAGGUCUUGCAUUUUUACAUAAAUCUAAAGUUAUUCACAGGGAUUUAAAGGCAGGAAAUGUUUUAUUAACAAUGGCUGGAGGAGUAAAAUUAGCUGAUUUUGGAGUGUCUGCAAAAAAUAAACAUACCUUACAAAAACAUGAUACAUUUAUUGGUACACCAUAUUGGAUGGCCCCGGAAGUGGUAUUGUGUGAAACAUUUAGAGAUAAUCCAUAUGAUUUUAAAGUAGACAUUUGGUCACUUGGUAUAACCUUAAUAGAAUUUGCACAAAUGGAACCACCAAAUCAUGAAAUGUCACCGAUGCGUGUACUCCUUAAAAUACAGAAAAGUGAUCCACCGAAACUUGAUCAACCUGGUAGAUGGAGCAAAGAUUUUAAUGACUUUAUUGCCAAGGCUCUUAUAAAGGAUCCAACAUCGCGACCUACGGCUGAUGAAUUGUUAAAACAUCCAUUCAUAAAUCGGAAUUUGGAUUCAAAACCGAUUAGGGAUUUGCUACUAGAGUACAAAGCCGAUGUUGUCGAAGAGGAAUUGGUUGAUGAAGAAGCAGAGGAGCAACGCACGUCUCAGCUUCCACUGGAGCUAGAUCAACUCGGAGAUGACUCUGCGUCUAUGCGCAGUGACGCUGAUGUUAAGAUUUCUGAAAAAGAAAAUCUUGUUGCAUCAUCUGUGUCUGGCAAAAAAGAAGAAAGCCAUAAACGAGAAAUUAAUAGAGAUGGUGAAAAAGAUGACAGGAACAAGAAAUUACGUAAAGCAGAAUCUAAAGACAACAUACCUAUUUCUGUUGAAAAGAAACAAGCACCGAAACCACCUAGUACAAAUGAAACGAAUGAACGUAGGGUAUCUCGAGAAAAAGGUCCUGCGCCUCCUCCCCCGCUUCUGCGUCAGAACAGCAAAAGCGAAGACAAGGAAAAUCAUUUGAAAAUUGUCGAUAAGCAAAGCGAUACGGAUGCGUUAGACGAGUGCAAAAUUAUUGAUAAACAACAGCGAGACAAAAUUGAAUUGUCGCCGAGCGACGAAACGAUAGACAGGAGGGAAGAAAGAAACGUAGAAACGUCUUCCGAAAAGCCAAACGUAUUGGGUAGUUUAGAAAAGAUAGCAACGGAGAAUAAUCAACGAGAAAAGAAUAAUUUAGAUAACGCUAAGAAGAUCGAUGUUAGACAAAAGUCGGUCGAUGACAAGGUAAAUUCAUCUUUGAAACCACAUUUAAUGAUAGAAGAGAAGAGGAAAUCCGCGCCAGUUAAAUCCGAAGGGUCAGAAGAUUGGAUGAAACCGGUAUUCAACAAACAAUCCUCUUUAGAAGAGAACAACAGAGCUGACAAGAAAACAGGAAUCGACGAACGAGUCGAUAAACAGGGUUCACCGGAAGAGAAUUACAAGAGCUUACAAGAGAAACGAAAAUCCGUCGAGGAUAAGUUGAAUGCUGUUUUAGAGAAGCGAUUUUCUAUGGAUGCUGAAAUGCGGUUGGGUGUAUCAUCCAUGGAAAUGUUACCACAUCGAGAAAUUCCAAAGGCGACCUCAUCUGAGAAGAAUAUUAUUAAGUCUUGUUCCACGGAGAACGUUAAAACCGAUUAUGGAACGAGUAAAACGGAAUCAGUCGUUAAAAGUCAUAGCGAAGGGUCAUCUAGGUACGACUCGUUGGAAAAUUUCUCGGAUGAAUCCGAGGGAAAACAAGAGAAGAAGAAAUGGUUAAACAAAGAGCGCAAUUACGAGAAUACCUCGAACAACGAGAGUCCGAACAGCGAGAAGAAAGGUUCGUCGGUGAAUGUAUCGGUAAUUACAUCGACACCGAUCAGAAGCAGAAGUACAUCGAGAAGAGGAAGCGGUGAUAACGUAGUUGUCAUAACCGGUAAAUCCGACCAGGAGAUACGUCCGAACACGUCAACCGUUCGGAUCACAGCGGACAGUCCAGAUUUAUCGAACAGUUUGGCGAGUAACGUGAGUCAAGUGACGGUGGUAACGACCCAUCCUCCGGUACUCGUCGACGCAGUAUCCCCGGUGCCCCUUUCGUGCCGUCCAUCUCCAACGUCGGAGGUGGUGAUCGUUGCGAAUGAAUUGAACAAGACGCAGGUGAACGAAAGCUCAACCGACGACGACGGAUUUCCUAGUCUGGAUAGUUUAGAGUACACGCCUCAAGAGCAACCGAUAAUUCUAACCGACGUUUCUAAAAGAGUCGGCAAGAAAUUGGACGAGUCCGAGGUUCUGAUUGUGAGUCCGAUCGUAGACGAAUUACAGGAUACUAGUCAUGUUUCAGUCGUAACCGUUGGCGACGACAAGGAACAAGUGAAAGAUUCGUCGGUACUUAAUCCUGAUCCUUUGCGAACGUCUUCCAGCCAGGUCGACGCGAACACGGUCGAAAGGACGAGCACGAAGAGCGACAGCGGUGAUGAAAUAACUAAAAUGAUAGUCGCUGGAACGACUGUCGAAUCGGCGGACGGCGAGGAAAUGGAGAGAAGUUCGAAGAAGAUGAACGGUAUGAUAAAGAACGACAAGUCCACUGUUGGUCGCGUCGACGAGAAGGGAAUUAAAACGACUAAGCAGCAGAAACAGGAGAUCGUUAAAGGAUACAAGGAGAAACGAGUAUCCCCGGAUAGUUUCGAGGGAUCAAGGUCUCAGAGCGAGUCUGGUUCUACGAGGUCGCACACGCCGAGCAAAAGUAUAGAUCGUUCGGACGCGGAGUCGAUUUCCACGACGAUCAGCCAGGACAGCAGAGAAUCAAGCAAGGAAAAUCACUUGAGUCAGAGUCAGUCGACGGAAGUGGAAGAGGAAGUGGUAUUGCGACGAAAACCGGACUAUAAUCGGGACAUACCGCGACAGACGAGAACGAGAGAGGAAACGGCUAUGAUGAAUCUGAAGAAAAAGACAAGGAAACGAACGAGGAAGUUCGAGAUCGACGGUGUGGUAGUUACCACGACCACGUCGAAGGUAAUUUAUGGCGACGACGAGAACGGCAAGGUGUACGACGAUCAAAUCUUCAGGAAGCAAGAGUUGAGAGAAUUAAAGAUGUUACAAAAGAUGGAACAGAAACAAUUCCAGGACCUGUCGCAGAAGGCACAGUUUAACAAGGAUCAACAGGAGAAACGUUUCGAGCAAGAAAGGCAGCUUCUCGAACGAAACGCCGAAACGGACUUGGAAAGUCUUGCCCGGCAACAGAGACAGCAAAUCGAACGAGCCGAGGCGCAACAAGAAGCUGACCUGAGGCUGGCCUCGAAAAAGAUUCGUAGCGAGCAAGAGAGAGAAUUGAAACAGUUUCGGGAAGGUUUGAAGCAGGAGUUGAGAUUGCUGAAACAAGAGGUGGAUUUGAUGCCAAAAGACAAGAGGAAAAGCGCGUUUAAGAUACGUAAAGAGAAACUCGAGGCGGAACACGAGGAAAGGGAGAAGCACUUUUUGGAUAAGCUGAACGAGAGUCACGAAUUAUCGUUGCGAAGGUUGUCCGACAGUCAUCGCGAAAAGAUAGCUCUGAUGGAAAGGCAAUUCUUGCAGCAAAAGCAACAGCUGAUGAGAGCCCGAGAGGCGGCGAUUUGGGAGCAAGAGGAACGACAUAUCCACGAGAAGCAACAACUGUUGAAGAAGCAGCUGAAGGAUAUUUUCUUCUUGCAAAGACACCAAAUGUUGAUCCGUCACGAGAAGGAGUUAGAACAGAUGAAGAGGAUGAAUCAACGGAAAGAGGAGGAGCUGAUAAAACGACAGACGGUGGAGCGUAGAAAUCUACCGAAAAGGAUUCGUAACGAGAUGAAGGCUCGCGAGAUGAUGUUCCGCGAGUCGAUGAGGAUCUCGAUGUCGUCGGUUAUAGCCCCGGAUCCGGAUGCCGAGAGGGAGAAAUUGAAAAAAUUCCAAGAGAACGAGAAAAAGCGAUACAGGGCGGAACAACAGAGAUUCGAAUUGAAGCAUUCGCGACAACUGGAGGAGGUAAGGGCUCAAAGCGAUGCAACUAUUAAAGAAUUGGAACAAUUGCAGAACGAGAAGCGAAAGAUGCUGAUGGAGCAUGAAACGUCGAAGCUGAAGGAACUGGAAGAGGCGUACGGCAAAGAGCUUCGCGAAUGGAAAGCACAACUGAAGCCCAGAAAGCAGAAGCUGGAAGAGCAGUUCGCUUUGCAAUUAGAGGAACAAGAGGCGAUAUACGGGCCAAGCGCUAUACCGUUGUGCUUGCCCGCAGAUCUUCCUGAUUUGACACACCACACGGCUGGCUCGACUCGCAGUUCACUUUCCUCGGUGAGCGAAGGAUAAUUUGUCUGUUGUUUCAUACGAAACUACAGACGUGUCGAGAGAUGUCGAGGUAACUGAAAAACCGAGCUUCCAUGGAUGCGUACUACGAGUGUCGGAAAAGAUUAAACUAGCAAAUGGGACGUAAUUGUUCGAAGAUUGAUAGAGCGUGUUUUCAUUAAAAGAGAUUACAAUGGAACGAUCAUCGAAUAGAAUUUCCGUCUACGAUACAGUAUAGUGUACACUGUAGAAUAGUAUAGAUUGGAAAGUUAGAAAGUUGGUCUCGUUCAUCUCGAUGUACGGUAUAAAUAAUACCAAUAGGUGAUUGUUCGAGUCGCUUUCUCAAGAGAUACGUGUUUCGUACGAUAAGUACGAAUCGUUAUAUACAAAUGUAAUUAAUUUCUGACGAUAUUUGUCGAAAAUAUACCUGGUACAAUCUAUAGAAUCCGCCCGAUGAUCAGAAUUCGAAAUGAUAAGUAGACCUCUUUUUGUACAUCUCUUCUACACCGAUGUAUCAAACUAGGAAUCGAAUCAUCGUUAAUUCGAGGAUAAUUCAACGUUCUAUCGAGGAUGAUAUGCACGCGGUGGUUUUAUUUAGCAUGUUCGUAGAACGCCAUACAAGGAUAUUACAAAAUCAGGAGUUUAAAGCUUACAAGUUAGGUAGUAUUUGCUUGAUCGAGCGAAAAAUGUAACGAAGGUGUGAUGGACCACCGAUCCGUUCGUAGUCGUAGUUUGGUUCUGCUAAUUAAUGACUUGCUUGCUUUCAUGCGACAUGAAAACGAAUAAUUAUUUUAUAUACACAAAGGCUAUUUUACAAUAGCAUUUUAUAACUCUUAUUUUGCGACAUACGUUCACUAAACACUUUUGCUCGGUAAUCGCGAAUAAUACGUGAUUUGUAAGUUUUAUAAUUAGGCUGUUCAACGGGUCAUGCUAAAUUUUCACCGAUAGAUUGUUUUCUUUAUCGAGAUACGAAUAUAUAUAUAUAUAUAUUUUAGUAAAUAAAUGUUCAAUACUAUGAAUCAAAGGUUUACGCCAAAUAUACAUAUAUACAAUGUAUGGUUGUUUACCGCGUGUUCAGAUAUAUGUAGAAAUCGACGGCAAUGUUACGUGCAUUCGAAACGAACACGUGUGGCUAACGUAGAUGUAAAGAACCAACCAUAUUUGUAUAAAAUUAUAAUCUUGUUCUCAUUUUUUUUUUUCUCACUGUUGUACAUUAAAACUUUUGUAUUCUUCUCUACUCUCGUCGAUUUAUCCGCCAGCGUGCUUAUACGAUACGAUACGAACGAGGAGUUUUGUACAUACAUAGUACAGACAUAGAGGAAAUCAGAGCGAAGCGUUUCAUAUAUUUUGAAUAUUCUACUGAAUCGUACGAAAACAGAGCGUUAACCACGAGUCUUUGAAAGUAGCUUGUCCGGUUUCUUUUGAAACGAAGCUUCCAAACUCGAGGGAAAUUUGACGUACCUUUUUAUAUUCAAUUUUCGCUCGAGUUUUUUUUUUUUUGCGAUCGGGAUACGCUAGAGGAAUAUCGUAAAUUGUAUUCGAUGAGAGAGAAAAGUGGACGUUUGCCAAAGCGUAUGUAAAUACAUAUGUGUAUAUAUACAUACUUAUACAGGGUUUUUCAUAACAUGUCUUUUCUUAUCUAACAUUCAUUCUAAUCCAUGGCAUAUUAAUGCCAUAUCGAGGAGAUGAUUUGAACCGUUUCAUUUAUUAAAAUAAACUUGAGAGAUAGGGGUCUGUUAAAAUAUGUUCAACAUGUUAUGAAACAUCUCGUAUACACAUAUAUUCUUGAAACGUUAGGAUUUUGAGUAUACAUAUAAGAGAAACGUAGGAGGCACGAUGAAAUGAAGAGUCUUAAUACUGCCGUUUAAUCGAAAUCGCGUCAGACGCAACAAUUGUUCAAAAGUAUUCGUCGAUUGUGCCCCCUUAGAUCUGUUAGUAAAACGACGAAGAGAAGUAUAGUUGACAGCCGAGUCGUGGGUGGUAGUAACGAAAAAAAAAAGAAAAAAAAAAAAAUUCGAGCGUAUAAAUUUCGAUGAAAUUUUACAUAGAUUUAAUGAAUCGUAAAAUUUUAGUAUGCGCGAAAUGUCGCCGAAGACAAUUGUUCGCAAUAGCCUUACUACUACAGUUUUAGCAAGUUGAUCGCGUGCGUUACAUAUAUUCGAUCAAAGAUAUUUAUACUACGACGAAUAGAGCGUGAAGUGAUGUAAUAUAUAGUCGAAAGAAAGAUACUUGUCGACGAGUCGAAUCGAUCGCAUUACGAUUGAUUCGAGUAGUCAACAUGUUAGCAUUAUGUAUUAUUUCUUUCUUUCGUUGUCUAUUGUUUUGCCCUCGAGUAUACCCUCGAGCAUUCUUAAUCAUUGUUCGUACAGUAUUUAAACGCGAAACUGUUUCCCCUUUUCUUUUUUUCUUCUUUUCUUCUUUUUUUUUGUUAUGAUAGUAUUCCAUUUGUAUCGAUUGCAAGAAUUUCGAUUUUCGUCUGUACGUUUAACACUGAAUCGUAUCUCGACGCGUAGGCGCAUACUUAUAUAUAUAUAUGUAUAUGAAAGAUCAAUAGACUGAGCGCGUAUAAAAGUGGAGAAUCGAGAAAUGAGAUUAUAUUGUUGAUCUAUACGUUGGGAUGAAAUGUUUAAAGUUGAUGAUAUUUGGAUAAGAGGUUUUUAUGAUUUUGCUAAACUGGCAUUCGUCAAAUGAAAUCUGAUGAUUUAUCGAGAUAGUCCUUUCGUUCGCUGUCGUUAUCAGCAAUUGUAGAAAUACUUUGUCAGGUGUUUGUUAAUAUCUGUUUGAAUUUCUCUUGAUCAGAAAUAAUUCUGUUCUUUAACGUUGGUCGCUAGAAAAGGAAAGAAACCAUAGAAUCGACGUGUAUCAUAAAGCUAUUCUUUUUCCUGUGGAAACAGGAAGCAAAGAAAUUCUCGUUUAUGAUUUGUAGAAAGCGUUUUCCCCUUUUCGUACCUUAAUAUGCGUGUCCGAUCGAUGUUGCGCGACAAUGUACUUGUUCGUCUUAGAUCGAGUUUAUUUUACAUAGGUAUAUUUAUAUUACGAGUUAAGCGUUAAGUUGUUUAUCGAUAAUCGCCUCCGUUAAUGAUCUUUAGAAAGAGAGAAGGACCGUUGUUUUUUACGAUUGGAAGAAAAACUUGUGAAAUCGAAUGGGUGGGAAACGCGCGGUUGUUCGAAGCGGAAUCCUGAUCGCUUCCAAUUUGUUAGGGAAACUUAAUUAGAAAAGCGAACGUAAAAAAAAAAAAAAAAAAAAA